Messenger RNA from Cylindrotheca closterium, 1005 nucleotides. The record is from the annotation of a GenBank genome assembly. Lineage: Eukaryota; Bacillariophyta; Bacillariophyceae; Bacillariales; Bacillariaceae.
AUGAGCAGCAGCAUGAGCAGCAUCAUCAAUCGCAGCAGUAUGACCAAGUCAUCAUCAUCAUCAUCAUCAUCAUCAUCAUCAUCAUCACAACAACAACAGGAUGAAUUCUUGUCCGGCAAUCCCACAACUCCAACAACUGCAACAACCACUACCACUACCACUGCUACUACCACUGCUACUACUACUCCACCUUGGGCUUGGAUCAAGGCAGUCAAUAACAUUUUGUCCAAUCCACCGUUUCAAGAAUCAACGGAAAUGCCCAUCCAAAUACUCCCAUGGCUAUACCUGUCGGAUGAAUAUCAUGCUCUUUUUACUAGUAGUACGGCCAAUAGUAGUAGUAGUAGUAGUAGUAGUAGUAGUAUUGCUAGUUUGGGCGUGACGCACAUUUUGUCCCUCAACAAAGGACCAUCAUCAUCAUCAUCACCAUCACCGAAUACUACUCCAGCAGCCUCCUGUUCACAAAUCCAAGAACGAUCAUCAUCAUCAUCAUCAUCAUUGUUGCUGUUGGCCACCAAUCAAUCGAAUGAUGUUGGGAUUGUCCAGCACAAUCAUAAGGCCAUUGCGGCCAAGGAUACCAACGAUUAUGAUUUGAUUGGCCGACAUUGGGAAGACGAAGCCAAACCAUUCUUGUUGGAGGCCAAGAAUAGUGGUGGCAAGGUUGUGGUUCAUUGUGGGGCGGGAACCAAUCGAAGUGGUCUGAUUGCGGCGGCGGCAAUGCUUCUUUUGGACGAUCAUAACGACGACAACAACAAAGAGCAGCAAGAACAACAACAACAGCAACAACAACCAGAACGAUUCUUGUUGGAUAUAGUCAAGGAUUUGAAACAAAAACGUGGCAUGGUCUUGACCAAUGUGUCCUUUCAACAACAACUUUGCGAAUUGGCGGCAAAGUACAACAAAUUGGGACCUAUGCCCAAGGGAUAUUCCAAUGAGGAGGCACCAAGAAGGAGCAAAUUGAAACAACAACACCGGCAGACUGGUAACUUUGAGAGCAUGUUUCAAUAA